AUGCUGGGUAGUGCUCUACAACACCCUGUUGAGACCGAUGGCGGAGAUGCAGGGGGUGAGAAACAUGAUUCCUACUGGCCUAGCAGUCCUCAUCGAGAGUGGCAGGGUGGUGGGCAGACCCGUGAUGAAACAGGCGAUGAUGAUGAGUAUAGGCCUACUGUAGCGGAGGUCGAGGCGGCAGCGGCAGAGGACUCUGCAGCGGGGGCGGGAGGGGACCCGAAUGUGGAGGAGGAGGUGCAAGAGCAGGAGGAGGAGGGUGCUGGCCGCAAUGCCAGGGAGCAUGGAGGGGAUAAUGGACGGGGAGGAAGGGGUCGAGGGGGUCGUGGGGGGGGACGAGUUGGUCGCGGGCAGGGUCGGUCUUCUGCGCGUGCGCAGGGCGUAGGCAAUGCAGGGGGGCACAGUGGGGGGCAUGCUAGCGGUCCCCCAAUAGAUGGACGAGGUGGGGGGAGGGUUGGGAGGGUUGCGCAUAGUGCUGCAAGGGCUGGGCGCGGUGGCAGUGGUGGUGGGAGAGCGGCCGAGGCUGCGCCCGAUCCAGGGCCAAGGAAUGCACCCACUCAACGGUCCGAUGGUGUUGGGUCUACGCCGUUGCGUGCCGGUGGCAUCAGUCGGGGUGGUGGGACAGCGGGGAGUCGUGGGCGUGCAUCAAAGCGUCAACGAAAGGAGGAUUUGUCUAAGGAUUCGGUGGUUGAGGGUUUGGCAGGGAAGCACUACCUUGGUUUACUUGUGGGAAUGUUUGGUGAGCUUGAGGAUGGUUGUCGUCCGUGUCAGGUGUGUGGGGACGUAAUGGGAUGGGAUGGGGUUAGCACGGGGACUGGGUGGAAGCAUGUCAAGCGCGCGCACUACCCUAAUGUGCAGAUUUGGGUGCGGCGGUUCCUGGACCCGGCGAAGCCAAAGGACCUAGAGUUUCCUUGGGGCGGCUAUGGCGUGUCGGGCGAUGGGCCACCAGUGCCCAACCCGCACGGUGGUGCAUGGGAGCACGCGGCUGCCUGGCCGAACAUCCUAGCUGCUGCAGCCGCAGCGGGCAGUGGCGCAGGGGGGGGGGGGGGGGGGGGGGCUGGGUUGGGAUGCCCUGGUACACAGCUGGGACAAUGCUUUGUGUGUGUUUGCUUCUUUGUCCCUGUCCGACCUCACCAGUUCUGUCGAUUUGUCGCCUUGCUGAAUCCAUCGGCCAAGGAUUUGCUGGGGUCACGUUACCGUUUGGCACGGGACAUGCAAGCAUUCAGUGAGGUGGCUCGAGAGGAGCUGAGGAAGGAGAUCGUUGGCGACGGUCUCGCGGGGAGGGUGUCCCUUAGCUUGGACAUCUGGACCAGGUCUCUCAUAGCACAGACCCUCGAGCGCAUCUUGACCGAGGCUGGCCUGCAGGAUGUAGUGUUUGCUGUGACGACGGACAAUGCGGAGAACAACAACAAGGCGAUGCGCCUUCUGUCGGGGGACCCAGCAGAGGGGCCAGGGGCCUGGACAGCUAAUCCACUGCUCGACAUUGCGCGUCACGUUCGCUGUCUUGCACAUGUCAUGAACAUUGCAGUGCAGGAGGCAUUGAAGUUGGACGAUGUGAAGGAGGCGUUGAAACGCCUACGAGAUGCGUGUUCGUACAUUGGAUGGCUACGCGAGAAGCUCGACAAAAUACGUCUCAGUGACGUCCACUGGGACGCGCUUGUCGAGCUGAAGAACUUUCUUCAGCCCUUCCACUCGAUCACCAAGGUAGCUGAGGCUUCCUUGUACCCGACAGCUGCAGCGGUGGUGCCGCUGUACAACCAACUGCUGGACAAUAUGGAAAUCACCUACCGCGAGCCAGCCGUCUCACCCCUCACACAGGCCCUCAUCACCAAAGCCCUCGGCAAGCUGAAGAAGUACCCGUACGGCACCAAGGAAGAGUUGGCGAUCACCACCUUCCUUGACCCCCGCUACAAGACCAUCUUCUUCCAGAUACCCCAGUGGGAGGCGCUCAAUGCAGCGCAAGUGACAGAGGUGGGGGGAUGUGCUAGGAGUGUGCAGGGCGUGGAUGAGCCGACGGUGAUGCGCCUGGUGCGCGAUCGUUUGGUCGCAUAUCAGGAGAGAGUGCGCAGUCGGGGAGGUGGUGGUGAGGUUACGAGUGGCAUGGGGGAGGUCACUGACAGCGCUGGUGUUAGUGUUCAGGCCGCAGGGACGUCGCGUGCCGCUGGCAGCGGGGGGAACACGAGCGGCAGGUCAUUGAACGUGGCAGGGGCUGCGCGUUCGCUUGUGGAGUUGUGCUAUGAGGCCGAGGACGAUGGGUUUUGA
Molecule: messenger RNA, 2259 nt
Organism: Closterium sp. NIES-65
Lineage: Eukaryota; Viridiplantae; Streptophyta; Zygnematophyceae; Desmidiales; Closteriaceae
Source: the annotation of a GenBank genome assembly